Molecule: messenger RNA, 1268 nt
Organism: Theobroma cacao (cacao)
Lineage: Eukaryota; Viridiplantae; Streptophyta; Magnoliopsida; Malvales; Malvaceae
Product: Amino acid dehydrogenase family protein
Biological process (GO): tetrahydrofolate interconversion
Cellular component (GO): cytosol
Molecular function (GO): methylenetetrahydrofolate dehydrogenase (NADP+) activity; methenyltetrahydrofolate cyclohydrolase activity
Source: RefSeq, a predicted model, not a curated record
CCAAUAUGCCAAGUGUCAGCAGCUGCCGCACCUUAACCCGAGCGCCUGCGUUAAAGUGAUUGCAACGCUUCUACGAAUCGUCGUCUCCGUGCCAAUCAUACACUGCUCUUCUCCUCCGCAAUCUAUCACCCAAAUGGCCUCGCCAUCUGAUCACAAAGCCACCAUUAUCGACGGCAAAGCCAUCGCUCAAACUAUCAGAUCCGAAAUCGCUGACGAGGUGCACCACCUCUUCCAAAAAUACGGCAAGGUGCCAGGCCUAGCCGUGGUAAUUGUUGGGGGCAGAAAAGAUUCUCAAAGCUAUGUGGGGAUGAAAAGAAAAGCGUGUGCUGAAGUUGGGAUUAAGUCUUUUGAUGUGGACCUCCCUGAGGAAGUACCCGAAUCCGAGUUGAUCAGCAAGGUUCACGAGUUAAAUGCAAAUCGGGAUGUACAUGGUAUAUUGGUUCAGCUCCCCUUACCAAAGCAUAUAAACGAAGAGAAAGUUUUGAGUGAAAUUAGCCUUGCGAAAGAUGUGGAUGGUUUUCAUCCUCUGAAUAUUGGCAAACUUGCAAUGAAAGGCCGAGAACCCCUUUUUCAGCCUUGUACUCCCAAGGGAUGCCUUGAACUGCUAGCACGCAGUGGUAUAAGCAUAAAGGGAAAAAAUGCUGUUGUUGUGGGUCGAAGUAACAUAGUUGGAUUGCCUGUUUCAUUGCUGCUGCUGAAGGCAGAUGCUACUGUUACCAUUGUUCAUUCACGUACGCCGGAUCCGGAAAGGCUAGUUCGUGAAGCUGACAUUAUAAUUGCUGCAGCAGGACAGGCUAUGAUGAUCAAAGGCAGUUGGAUCAAACCUGGUGCUGCAGUUAUUGAUGUUGGGACUAAUGCUGUUGAUGACCCAAGUAAGAAGUCAGGAUAUAGGUUAGUGGGAGAUGUGGAUUUCCACGAAGCAUGUAAGGUGGCUGGAUGGAUAACUCCUGUUCCUGGUGGUGUGGGCCCAAUGACCGUUGCAAUGCUGCUCAGGAAUACGUUAGAUGGAGCAAAGCGUGUGAUUGAGCAGUGACUGGUGAGGUUCUCUCAUCUCAUUGUUGUGUACUUCAUAAUAAGAUUUGCUCAGUUUUAACCUCUGAGCCAGAUCUCUGACUUCAUAGGGAAAAAAAUUUUUUUUGUAAGUAUAGAGAUAUCGUUGUCUCCCUCCCAUACUCGAAGUGUGGUAUAUUUGUUAUUAUUGCCAAAUUCUGAAAACAAGUUGAACUGCAAUUUCAAGUACUUUACAGAGCAGGUUUCAUAUGGUUUUA